This is a messenger RNA of Ceraceosorus guamensis, 1413 nucleotides long. RefSeq lists its product as hypothetical. Lineage: Eukaryota; Fungi; Basidiomycota; Exobasidiomycetes; Ceraceosorales; Ceraceosoraceae. The transcript is spliced from 2 exons. The coding region runs from base 1 to 1413 and encodes 470 amino acids. Gene Ontology annotation, molecular function: protein binding; selenium binding. The record is from RefSeq and is a predicted model, not a curated record.
AUGACUUUGGCUGUGCCAACGACCCGCGAGGUUGCCGCCGAAAAGCGUCAGCUCUCUAUUCCUGACUCUUUGAUUCCUGGAAUCAACGACAACAUCACUUCGAUUCUGCAAAACAUUCUGGGACCACUUCCCAUCCUCCAGGCGCCCACCCCUGCCCUGAGCUCGCCGCCAUUCAAGCAGCUGAGCAUCAAGCCAAAGAAGGUCGGCUACUAUUGGACUGGUGCUGAGGACAGGAAGCACAAAGACUUCCUCGCUGUCGUGUCUCACGACGAUGACACUUUCGGUCAAUUCGUCAACAUUGCCGAGGUUCCCACCUCUGGUAACGAGCCUCACCACAUCGGUGCGAGUGCCGACGGCAAGACCCUCGUCGGUGGUGGUCUGCUCUCUCUACUCAAGACUCAAGACACCGCCUUCUACUUUGACAUCUCUGACCCAUACGCACCCAAAUUCAAGAAGAGCAACAGAGCUUUGCUGGCAUCAAUCACCGAUGAGAUCCGUGCCAAGCCCGACGGUGGUUUCUUCAUCACCUACAUGGGCUCCGCUGCCGGUACCUCCCCAGGUCGUCUCGUCGAGACCAACGCCGACUUUGACAUCAUCGGUCAAUGGCCUCAAUCUCUUGACUCCAUCAACGCUCUUACUCAGCAGUUCAGCCCUCAUGGUCUGUCCAUCGACUGGAAGAACAACUGGAUCCUGACUUCCGACUACGUCGUUCCCCUCUCCGUCCUCAAGCCUUCCACUGGUAUUCAGCGUGCCAACACCCUUCGUCUCUGGACCCUCCACAACCGUGAGAUCGUCAACACCAUCACGAUCCCCCGCGGAGGUGGAAUUCAGGACGUCAAGUUCAUCCCCAACAACCCCGAUGGUGCAGCUAUUGCCACUGCUGUCCACCUCGGUCAGAUCUGGAUCAUCUACCCCAACCGUAAGGAUGCCAACGGCAAGCAGGGCACCGCCGAGCUGCUCUUCGACCUCGGCCCCCGCGCUCGUGACAGCACUGCCAUCUACACUGCUGUUUCCAACGACGGCAAGUUCCUGUACGGCUCCAUCACCACCGGCAACCACGUCUUUGCCUUGGACAUCAGCGACUUGAAGAACAUUAAGCGUCUGGACAACCCCGACGAGCAACAGAAGUCAGCUGGUGGCGUUCCCGUUCUCGGACCUCACUUCUUGUCUCUGUCCCCAGACCAAAAGACGCUGACCGUCACCGACUACUUUGUCCGCACCGGCGACAUUGGUAUCCUCAACACACCAGGAAACUACUUUUCUCACGUCAUCGACAUUCUCCCCAACGGUGGAUUGAGCUUCAACCGUACCAUCGACUUUGCUGGCCGUUUCCCUGACCGCGGUGGUGCUCGUCCUCACUCCAGCACCGUCUUUGACUUCACCGACCCAGAGAACCCCAAGUGGUCUUACUAA